AUGCAGAAGAAGGGCUGCUUAACUCCGAAGCUUCCCAGAGCCCUGAGAGAAAAGAGGACAAAGCGGGGAAGGCGAGAGGAAGACCACAAAAGCAAAAAAGAGAAGGAAGGAAAGAAAAGAGAAAUGGAAGGUUCCAAGACACACAGCUCUGAAAGCAUGCCUGGAGACCUAUCAGAAGCCCUGAAGGAAGCCACCAAAGAGGUGCAUGAGCAGGCAGAGAGCACAGAGUUUAUGAAGAAUUUCCAGAGGGGGCAGGUGUCACUGCAGGAGUUUAAGAUGGUUCUGACUUCUCUGUACUACAUCUACUCUGCUCUGGAGGAGGAGAUUGAGCAUAACAAGGAUCACCCGGCCUAUAUCCCCGUUUACUUCCCAGCUGAACUGCACCGUAAGACUGCCCUGCAAGAAGACUUGGAGUAUUUCUAUGGCCCACUGUGGAGGGAAGAGAUCUCAUGUCCCGAGUCCACUCAGAGAUAUGUGAAUAGGCUCCACUAUGUGGGCCAGCAUGAACCAGAGCUCCUGGUGGCCCAUGCCUACACUCGGUACCUGGGAGACCUAUCUGGUGGGCAGGUGUUAAAGAAGAUUGCCCAGAAAGCUCUCCACCUACCCAGUACUGGAGAAGGACUGGAGUUCUUCACCUUUGAAGGGGUGUCCAAUGCCACAAAGUUCAAGCAGCUGUACCGCUCCCGGAUGAACUCCAUCGAGAUGGACCCAGUCACCAAGAAGAGAGUCUUGGAGGAAGCCAAGCGGGCAUUCUUGCUGAAUAUACAGGUGUUUGACGAACUACAGAAAUUGGUGUCCCAGUGCCAUGAGAACGGUCACCCUGCACAACAGAAGCCAGAGCUUCGCACAAGAGGCACCAGCGGAGCACAUGAGCAUGGACCAGCUCCUGUGAAAGAAGGUGAAAAGACAUUGAUGAAGCACACAGGCAUGCUGCCUAGCACUCCACUGGUACGGUGGAUUCUUGUCGUCAGCUUCCUAGUGACAACGGUAGCUGUGGGCUUGUUUGCCAUGUGAACAGAAGGGACUCUAGGCCUUGCCCUCCUGCCGCUCCCUCCUCAAACUAACACACCUAAUGCCAUCCAUCCUGCCCUCUACCCGGACACUCUGAUCUUGGCUGUGCCACUCACCCUUUUCCAAUGGAUUCAGAGGACUCUAAAGGCUUCGUGUGAAUUCUCCCUGAUCUGUGUUGAGAGCAUUUCUUAACCCACAGACUGAACUUGGCCAAAAAGCUGAGGCAGAAUCAGAAAGGUCGUGAAAGGCAUUGCUGGGACCUGGCACCGCUUCAGACAGUUCCUGCAAAGAGCCCCAGAUGUAAAGCACAGGUCUGGUAGCUUCCCUGCUGCCUGGGAAAAAAGCCUUACUGGUGCUUUGUUCACUCAGUGUUUCGUACAGCUGGCUGAUGCAGCAACGAUUGCUUCUGUGGCAUUAUGAGGUUCCCCUCUGAUAAUAGACUGUUUUAUAUGAUGCUAUUAGCCCGUUGUAGCAUAUUUUCCCAAUCAUGACUCAGAUCAAUUUUGUUUUGAGACAGCAGAAUGCAGUUGUUGAAAAUACAGUGUUGUCCUUGUGUCCUGUCUGUAUAAUUUAUACAUUAACAAUAAACCUCAAUAUAAGAUGA
Terrapene triunguis (Three-toed box turtle) is the source of this 1615-nucleotide messenger RNA. RefSeq names its product heme oxygenase 1 (gene HMOX1). Gene Ontology annotation, biological process: heme catabolic process; response to oxidative stress; heme oxidation. Lineage: Eukaryota; Metazoa; Chordata; Testudines; Emydidae. Gene Ontology annotation, molecular function: heme oxygenase (decyclizing) activity; heme binding. The record is from RefSeq and is a predicted model, not a curated record.